Molecule: messenger RNA, 3847 nt
Organism: Paramacrobiotus metropolitanus
Lineage: Eukaryota; Metazoa; Tardigrada; Eutardigrada; Parachela; Macrobiotidae
Product: atrial natriuretic peptide receptor 1-like
Exons: 19
Coding region: 371-3505 (1044 amino acids)
Biological process (GO): receptor guanylyl cyclase signaling pathway; intracellular signal transduction; protein phosphorylation
Molecular function (GO): guanylate cyclase activity; peptide receptor activity; protein kinase activity
Source: RefSeq, a predicted model, not a curated record
GGAGGGCACAGAUGCUAAAGCGUAUUCGAUCAGCUGAUUAAUCAGUCGCUUUCCAGAAUUGAACGAUUUACGAGUAUUGAUGAAGUGGAGUUCCUCGAACAGGACUUAUUUUUUUACAUGCCCAAGCGCAGUCUACCAACAUUCAUGAAACAUGCAUUUGCGCACCUGUUUACACCUUUCGGUGUAAUCAAUGGGAGUACGUUGCUGUUGAAUGGUUGUAACCUAAACUGGACAGAGUUUUAAGCCUUUGUGAAAUCUGCACAAAAAGUUUUAGAGAGUAACGGGGUCAUUACUAAUUUAAUUUACUAAUUUUUCGUUUUUUACGCGUGUUUUGAGCCUACCAAGCGUGCUCGGGUUUGUGGAUAAAGUAAUGCUAGCAAAACGCACCAUUUUCUUGUGCCAUUACGUCGCAACAUUUUCUCUGCUGUACGGAUGCUCAUGUAUCCAAGUCAACCUAGUCACCAUCUCAGCGUCCAACACCACCGGUCCGGGUGUGGAGCCGAUGCAGAGCGCCUUUGCCAUCGCUGUGGAGGAUAUGGUGAAGAAGUAUCCUCACGUGUACCGCAACUAUACGAAAACCGACUUAACCAAUAGCUACGAUGUGUGUAAGGAUUAUGAGUGGAUGUUUCCGCCCGAGCUGGCAGCGUGGUAUGGGAAAGGCUAUUUUGACCGCUCUGGACUGACCAUUGUACUGACAUCAGUCUGCAAUAACGUUGCCUCGUACAUUGGAGAUUUCGUACGAGAAAUGGGUUUGAUUACCGUCGCAUGUGCUACUGGUUUUCCCGUUGAUAAACGUUAUCCCACUGUCAUUUCACUGACAGCUGGCGCUCCGCCAAAUUUCGCACAAGCCCUGGUGACCUUGAUGAAAACGUAUAACUGGACCUACGUUAGUCUCAUUCACGACAAUCUGGGCGGUGCGGUGGAAGCGGCUCGUGCCGUGUCAACGACAAAGGCCACCCAGUUCAUCUUCGAGCGCAGCAAGAGUAUUGUUAACUGCAAAUACUUCACGACGGAUUCCGCUGUGGCCUCAAAAGCGGAGUUAUACGACGUUCUGGUACAAGCCAGCCGGCAUUCGCGUUUGAUUAUGAUAAGCACGUUGGUGGUGCCAAUGCGGAAAUUCCUGGCAGCUGCGUACGAUCUAAAUAUGACAAAUGGUGAUUAUGUGUUCCUGUACAUUUACACAUGGCAGGUCCCCGAGGAACCACCACUGUUCUGGCAAGAAAACGAUGAAUUAGAUCCAAAAGUGUUAAAAGCAAUGGAGCGGGUGCUGCUUUUUGCGUCUCCUUUGUCCGACUGGCCGAGAUGGGAAGAUACCGGCAACAGAAUUAAUCAAAUACGCGAGAAGAUGUUCAAAACACCCAUCGAUUAUGAGAAUAUACACAACGAUUUUGCAAUAACAUGCUACGGAGCAGUGGAAACCAUUUCCCAGGUUUUGGAUGAAAUUUUGGCGGAGGACCAUAUUCCCGACAGUGCGACGUCGUUCACGACUGACAACUUUAACGCGCAAAGAGCAAUCCAAAAAGUUUCUCACAGAGUCAAUCAACUGACAUUUGAAAAUGUUACCUUUAUGCCCGGCACUGGAUGGCGCCUUCCGGCUGUUCUUGUUCAACAAUUCAACACAACGACUAAAAGCUUUGAUGACAUAUACUGGUACGAUGCUCCACGUGGCCAGUUGGUAUUUGCUCCCGGUAAUCACCGUAACCUUUACUGGCCAGCCGGUUCACCGCCGCCCGAUCGCCCUAUCUGUGGAUUUGAAGGAGAGAAAUGUGCGCGUGCACCGCGGAUUCUGAUCAUUGCCGUAUGUGUGGCCAGCAUACUGAUGGUGCUACUUAUCAGUAUGACGAUUGGAUGCUUGUGCUAUCAAAAACGAAAAGCAGAGAAAGAUUGGACGUGGUGGGCAGUCGAAGACGCCAAGAAAGUUGACGAAGAGGGGGAUAUCCAAGGAAAUCCUGCCAACCUUAAUUCAUCAAAAGUUAAGCCUUCCCCCCAUCAAGUCGUCCUUAGAGAUGGCCGUUUUGCGUUUGAACAGCCGUUGGAGUGGAAUUUGCGAUGGAAAGUUGUUGUAUCAAAAAAACUUAUCAGAUACCUGGCCCAGGUGCAUAAAUUUCAUCAUGCCAACGUUAAUGCUAUGAUCGGCCUGGGAUUUCAGUCAAACUUCCCGUACAUUUACUACGAAUGGUGCCCUAAAGGAUCUGUUGAAAAGCUAAUAAAAAUGCAUAAUGUGGAUCGAAUCCUUAAAUUGGCUUUACUGGAAGGAUUCUGCCAGGGCUUGACUUUUCUGCAUUCGUCUCCGCUUCACUGCCACGGGAAUUUGAAAAUAUCCAAAUGUGUCGUCGAUGCACGCUUCACUUUAAAAAUAACCGACUACGGCCAUGAACGCCUAUGUAGCUUUUUGAUGAAUAAAAAACUGAAUUACCCAGCAAAGAAUUCAUUUUUUCCCAGCCAUUCAUGGAUGGCACCGGAAAUCCGUGAUGGUCAGCGUCCAUCGAUAGAAAGCGAUGUAUAUGCCUUUGCCGUCAUCACGCAUCAGAUCGUAAUGGAGUGUGAGCCCUUUGGUAGUGAUCUGCCCGAAAAACCAGAUGCCAAGCGCACCGGAAAUCUGCCAGAGCAAUUUGUUGCGUCGAUAACCACAUUUGCUCGCCAAGCAUGGGACGUCGAUCCCAAACAUCGCCCCAAACUCCGUGAGCUCAGCAAAAUUAUUCACGAUACCAGCGCUGCGGAGGGUUUGCGAGGAUCGGUUGUUGAACGGAUUGUUAAGCAACUGGAACGUUAUUCCGUUAAGCUGGAAGGCGACGUAUCUGAUCGCACAUGGCAGUUAAAAUCGGAACGGGAAAAAGCCGACCAGCUCCUGCGAGAAAUGCUUCCAGAAGAAAUUGUAAGAAAACUGCGCAACGGAAUUCCUGUGGUGCCGGAAUACGUUAACUCCGUCAGCAUGUACUUCAACGAUAUGGUUGGAUUUGCCGAAUACGUGAAAACGGUUACGCCGCAUGAUGUUGUUAAUUUUCUACAUCGAGCAUAUUCCACGUUUGACAAAGCCAUUUCGAAUUUGUCCGUUUACAAAUUGGAAACUAUCGGAAGCAGCUAUGUGGCAACAAGCGGUUUAGUGGAGCGGAUAGGCGACAGUCACGCACAGCAGAUUUGUAUGACCGCUCUUGCAAUCCAGAACGCAUUUCUCCAGCUACAAAAUCGUGGGGACAUGGCACUGAUUAGCGGUAUUCACAGCGGACCUGUGGCGGUGGGAGUGGUUGGCUUGAAACGCCCUCGUUAUUGCGUGUUUGGCGACACGAUUAAUACAGCGUCCCGAAUGGAAAGCAACAGUAUUCCUAACAUGAUUCAUGUUAGUCCUGACACGAUGCAGCUGGCUUCACCGUUCGGGUUUACAUUCAAAAGCAGAGGAGGGAUUCAGAUUAAGGGAAAAGGCCUUAUGGAAACCUAUUGGUUAGUUACGGAUGAAAGCAAGACGAUGGAGGACAUUAAGGCCGACGAGGGGGGACAUCAGCAUUAGGACAAUAGUCUUCAUAACACAUUAUUGUUCAUUGUUCGUAACAAGCACCGUUACUGAGCACGUCGGCUGCCGUUAAUUUGUGUUAUCGAAUUUAACGCACACAUAGUUAUAGUAUUAUUGUAUAUACGUAGCUAAAGAGUUGUAGAGUUAUUAGAGUUGCUUCUUAAGCUUCAAGCUAGCUUUUACCAAUUUAUUCAGAAUUGUUUGUACUUGUAAUGUAUAUUGUACAACUUCGUUGCUGACAGGGCAUAUCUACAGUAUAUGCGCGAUAUGAAGUGCUGCAACAAACUACGUUUAUAACUGAAACGCUGCGACAUCUGCACAUGUACAUACAAGUGCCUG